AUGGCCGACGAAGCAGCACCGACGUCCAAGAAGGGCGCGAAGAAGGCCGAGGCUAAGGCCAAGAAGGAGGCCAUGAAGGCUGCGCGCGCGGCAGAGCUCGCCCAGCAAGCCGCCGCUGUCACUCUCGAGGACGACCCCGCCCAGGACAACUACGGCACCAAGCCCGUCUUCAGCAAGGACGCCGAAGAAGUCGAAAUCCGCGAGCUGAACGAUUCCCACAAUGGCAAGACCGUCAUCGUCCGUGCAUGGCUUCAGAACUCUCGUGUUCAGAGUGCCAAGAUGGGCUUC
Messenger RNA from Colletotrichum acutatum, 288 nucleotides. RefSeq lists its product as uncharacterized. The transcript has a single exon. The record is from RefSeq and is a predicted model, not a curated record. Lineage: Eukaryota; Fungi; Ascomycota; Sordariomycetes; Glomerellales; Glomerellaceae. The annotation marks the transcript as partial.